Molecule: messenger RNA, 459 nt
Organism: Trichomonas vaginalis G3
Lineage: Eukaryota; Parabasalia; Trichomonadida; Trichomonadidae
Product: DNA/RNA polymerases family
Exons: 1
Coding region: 1-459 (152 amino acids)
Source: RefSeq, a predicted model, not a curated record
AUGACACUCAAAUUGCUUAUGAAUUCGACAUGGGGAUAUUCCAUUAAGAAACCUCAAGAGAUGAAGAGUAAACAUUAUGAGAAGGUCGACAACUUUGUUGAAAGGUUUUCUCCUUUUGUUUUGAAGUACGAAUUCACUCAAGGUCAAAGUGGCUUAGUAACCACAUUAAAACCUAUUGUCGAACAUUGGUCUUACCCUCAGUUCGCAAAGGCAGUCCUUGACGAGUACAACAAAUUCUUCUCGGAAGUCAAAUCGAAAGUCAAGGUUUACUAUGAGAACAUUGACGCACUCAUGACGAACGAAGAAGGAUACAACAAACUCAUUGAAAUGGGAAUGGUCGGUGAAAAGAUGGGCUGUUUUAAGCUAGAUAAGGUAUUUUCCGAAGUUCCUGUAAUAUCGAAAAGGAAAUAUUGGGGCAUACUUGAAGACGGCACAGAAAUAAAACAUUGCAUGAAAUAA